UGUGCUCCACAGACAGCUGACCUGAACAAAGAUGUAGCUUUGAGCACUGAGACCCUGCAGACGUCCAGGACUGAGAUCGGAGAGGUCCGAAGAACUCUUCAGACUUUGGAGAUCAAACUGCAGGCUCAGAUCAGCAAGAAAGGAGCUCUGGAGGCCAGUCUGGCUGAGACCAGGAGCCGCUACGCCAACAUGCUGGCAGGUUACCAGAGGCAGGUGGAGGCUCUGGAGGAGCAGCUGGCCCAGCUGAGGGCCGACCUGGAGAACCAGAAGAUCAUGUACGCCGAACUGCUGGACAUCAAGACCAGACUGGAGCUGGAGAUUGCAGAGUACAGGAGGCUGCUGGACGGAGGAAU
Plectropomus leopardus (leopard coralgrouper) is the source of this 353-nucleotide messenger RNA. The record is from RefSeq and is a predicted model, not a curated record. Lineage: Eukaryota; Metazoa; Chordata; Actinopteri; Perciformes; Serranidae.